This is a messenger RNA of Sesamum indicum (sesame), 1544 nucleotides long. RefSeq names its product Homeodomain-like superfamily protein. Lineage: Eukaryota; Viridiplantae; Streptophyta; Magnoliopsida; Lamiales; Pedaliaceae. The record is from RefSeq and is a predicted model, not a curated record.
CCCUAAUCUUAAUCAUCAUCACUAAUACAAUUUCAUAUCAUCUUCAUCUUCUCUUAAUCCUUUUCUUUCUCUCUCUCUCUCUCUCUUUCUCUCUCCUCUUUUCCCAGUAGAUUUAACAUAAUAAUAAAGAAAAAGAAAAAAAAGAAAAAUCCCUUUCUCUCUCUCUCUCUCACACACAUAUACACACAUCUUCUCUCUCCCAUUCCCUACCAAGGGGGCAACGCCGUUAAAACAAACGCCGUUUCCUUGGACCAGUCCCGUUACUCACGUGACUUGGUAACUACAAAAGUUUAUAAAGUUAAAGUCACGUGAUCUUUCAAAUGGCGCUGGAGCAGCUGAGUUUGGGUCCGAGGCCCGUUGACGGCGGACCAGACGGCCGUCAAGUGUCCGGCGAUGGCGGCGCGGGGGGUGAUGAGGGGAGCAAGGCGGCCCGGCUACCGCGUUGGACUAGACAGGAAAUCGCGGGCGUCCGGGUCUGCUUUCGGGUCGGGUCAAAUCGAGCCAAAGUGGGCGUCGGUUUCGUCCUACUGUAAGAGGCAUGGGGUGAAUCGGGGGCCGGUUCAGUGCCGGAAGAGAUGGAGCAAUUUGGCGGGGGAUUUUAAGAAGAUAAAAGAGUGGGAGUCGAAGAUAAAGGAGGAGACGGAGUCGUUUUGGGUGAUGAGGAACGACUUGAGGAGGGAGAGGAAGUUGCCGGGGUUUUUUGAUAGGGAGGUUUAUGAUAUUCUUGAUGGCGGCGGCGGCGGGGGGACUGGGGUGGUGGUGGUGAGGAGGAGGAGGAGGAGGGCGGAGGCCGGUGAAGAGGGGGAGCCCGAGGCGUUGUUUGAUAGUGGGCGCAGCGCGGCGGUGGAUGAUGGGCUGUUCUCGGAUUUCGAGCAGUCGGGUCAGGAGGAAGCGUGUCGAAGUCCCGGUCAAAGUAAGGAGACUCCUGUUAAGGAUAUACCCGCCCCGACUCCGAUUUCAGUUGCAGAGAAGCAGCAUCAAUCAAUUCCCCAAGAGUCUCCUGAUCAAGGCACAAACAAUGAGAAACAAGUUGGUUCAGAAGCUGAGGUUCGAAACACUCAAGAAGGAAGGAAAAGGAAACGAUAUGCAAUUGAUGGAGAAGGGGAGACGACGAAUCUUCAACAUCAGUUGAUUGAAGCGUUAGAGAAGAACGGCAAAUUGUUGAGCUCACAACUAGAAGCGCAAAAUGCCCAUCUUCAAUUGGAUAGAGAGCAACGAAGCGACCAUGUGAAUAGCUUGAUAACAGUACUCAAUAAGCUUGCUGAUGCUUUGGGAAGAAUUGCUGAUAAGUUGUAGCCAGAAAAGGUCUCAUAUUAGGUUGUACAAAAUGAUUAUUUUCGUUUUUCUUUCAUAAGUAUAGAAUUGGAGGAUUUGUGAAUUCAUGAAAGAGUACAUUGUGUUUAUGACAUUAAUAAUUUGAGAAGUAGAGGUUGGUCUUUUAUUUGAAUGAGUAAAAGGCUAUGCCUGGAGGAGCCAUUGCCAUUGUAGCUUUUUUCCACUUAAUCACCCAUGAUUUUGUGUAAAAGAUUUUAGUGAUACCCCAA